Molecule: messenger RNA, 309 nt
Organism: Prorocentrum cordatum
Lineage: Eukaryota; Dinophyceae; Prorocentrales; Prorocentraceae
Source: the annotation of a GenBank genome assembly
AUGAGCGAGGAGGGGGUGGUCUUCGCACCGUCGCCCGCGGCCGCGCCACCGGCGCUCGGCCGGGCCAGCUCCGCUGAUGAUGUGCCCGCCGGCAGCGCCGCAGCGCCCACCGCUGUGAGCCUGGCGGGGGUACGGAUGCCGGCCAUGCCGCGAGGACAGGGGCGUGCCCGCGCCCUCCGCUUCGCCGCCUGGCAGGAGCCCUCGCCCGACGAGCGCGGGGCCUCCCCCCGCCGCCGUUGGCGUUUUUUUUUGCUUCGCGGGAGGGCAACACGGGCUCCGACCGUUGGGGUGAGUACUGUUACGAAGUAG